AUGGGGCCCCCGGGCAAUAGGGGAUCAUGGGGCCCAUGUCCUUGCCCAAACUUAAAAAAGCCUAUGAAAAAGUAAAAACACUGCUUUUUGCAUUUAAAAAAAGUCCCUGACCCUUUCCAAAAACGCAGCAGCGCAAAAAAAAAAGCAUCGAUGUGAACAUGUCCCAUACAGGGGUGGACUGACAACUCAUGGGGCCCCCGGGCAAUAGGGGAUCAUGAGGCCCCUGUGUCCUUGCCCACACCCAAAAAAGCCUAUGAAAAAGCCAAUGAAAGGUACGAGGGGCAUCUCAUGGGGCACCCUACUAAGCCCGGGCCCCCGGGCACUGCCCGAGUGCUUGCAUGGUCAGUCCGCCCCUGGUCCCAUAGGAAACCAUGUUUCUGCAAGAACACUAAAA
Molecule: messenger RNA, 394 nt
Organism: Staurois parvus
Lineage: Eukaryota; Metazoa; Chordata; Amphibia; Anura; Ranidae
Source: the annotation of a GenBank genome assembly